Tripterygium wilfordii is the source of this 649-nucleotide messenger RNA. RefSeq lists its product as uncharacterized. The coding region runs from base 75 to 482 and encodes 135 amino acids. The record is from RefSeq and is a predicted model, not a curated record. The transcript has a single exon. Lineage: Eukaryota; Viridiplantae; Streptophyta; Magnoliopsida; Celastrales; Celastraceae.
AUAAUAUAAAACUUUCCCUGAAACGUCUCUUCCCCAACCCAAUCUCAGUCUCCUACUCUCUGCAUUUUAUUCCAAUGGCAACCCCUCUCGCAUGUUCUUUCUCUGUCCCGAUCCAGGCCUCCGGAUCAUCCUCCUCCAGAAAACCCGAAUCCAAUCGCCAAAAGCCUGUUUCUUCGACCUCCUGGUGGGCCCCGCUCUUCGGCUGGUCCUCCGAUCCCGAUUACAUCAAUAACGCCACCACUAACAGUGUUAGUUUCCAGUCCAACAACCCCAACGCGAUGCCAGAUCGGAUCGGGGAGCGGCAGCUGGAUCAGCCGAGAUCCAGAUUUACGCUCGGUUCCUUCACCGAUGAGAAAGCGAAGCAGCUUCGAAGGAAAACGCUGGAGGGCUCGUCUUUUCAUGAUAUGAUGUACCACUCGGCUAUUGCUUCUCGUCUCGCCACCGACAUAUCCGAGAACGGAGAUUUCUCGGAUCGACGGUGACUCGUAUGCCGACGGUGGAUUCGAGAUUUAUCUGGCCCUAAAAUUUGUCGAAAUGAAAAUUUAGGAGUUAGGACUGUUCUGUUACCGUUUGCUAACGUGGCAAUCUGUUUGUUUAACAUAAUGACAAAGCUAUAAUUUUAGUUGUGCUUUUUUUUGAACUCCUACUA